CCAUACCGUCCGCCUAUCUCUGUUUCCGAAGCUCAACAUGGCCGACAAGAUGGAAGGCGUCGAGGUCGCCUCUGCUCCUGUCGACAAGGCUCCUACUGCUGAGCAGCUCUCACAAUCCAUAAUCGCAAACUUUGGCCUACUUGAUCAGGCUGUUGCUCGUUUCGAUGGACGCUUCACCCUCCGUGUACUCCGCUCAAUAUCGAGCAUGCGCAAGAGCCCCCAGCUCCUUGACGCCCUGUCUAUUGCCGUUGGAUCCCUCUACGCCUCACACCCAGACUCGCCCGACAAGCGCUUCCUGGAAUCAGCUCUCCAAAAGUCCUCGUCCGCUCCGGCGAACGGCAAUGCUCAGCCAAAGGAUGGCGACGUUCUUCCAGAGUCCUUCAUCUAUCUGGCCGUCUUGAUCCAGGUUUACCUCCACGAUGCGCAAAAAUACUCACAUGGUGCUGAGUUCUCGUCUGUUCUGGUCGACAGAGUACGAGAGUACAACCGCCGUACCUUGGACUCUCUCGCCGCAAAGUCUUACUUCUACUACCACCUCUUCCACGAGCAGCUCGACCCCAAGCCGCCGUCCAAGCAAUCACCCGUCAUUGCCACUAGAUCAAAGCUUUUGGCCGCCCUCCGUAGCGCCGUUCUACGCAAGGACAACGAUACCCAAUCCGCCGUCAUCGUUCUUCUCCUUCGCAACUACAUCUCUACCGCCGACAUCACUCAGGCCGACCUCUUGGUCAACCAGACAUCCUUCCCUCCGAACGCUCCCAACAACCAAGUCUGCCGCUACCUCUACUACCUCGGACGCAUUCGUGCCAUUCAACUUUCAUACACUGCCGCUCAAGAACAUUUGACAAGCGCCACUCGCAAGUCUCCUACCAACAAUGUCGCAGCCGGCUUCUACCAGUCUGCGAUGAAGCUGUUGAUCAUCGUCGAGCUCCUGAUGGGCGACAUCCCGGACAGAGCCAUCUUCAGACAACCUUCGCUCGAGCGUGCUCUCUACCCAUACUUCCGUCUUGUGCAGGCUGUUCGUGUUGGUGACCUACAAGGUUUCGUUCGUGUUGUUGAAGAGAACACAUCACAGUUCCGCCGCGACGGUACCUACACCUUGAUCCUCCGCUUGCGUCAAAACGUCAUCAAGACUGGUGUCCGUAUGCUCUCCCUUUCGUACUCUCGCAUCUCACUUCGCGACAUUUGCUUGCGCCUGGGUGUUGAGAGCGAGGAGUCCGCCGAGUACAUUGUUGCAAAGGCUAUUCGCGACGGUGUAAUCGAAGCCACCCUGGAUCACGAGCACGGUUUUAUGGAGUCCAAGCAAGCCGGAGACAUCUACGCCACAAGAGAGCCUGCCGAGGCUUUCCACGAGCGUAUCAAGGCUUGUCUGAGCAUUCACGACGAAUGUGUGAUGGCCAUGAGAUAUCCUAUGAACAAGCACAGGCAAGAGUUGAAGAAUGCCCAGGAUGCCCGCGAAAGAGAGCGUGAGCUUGCCAAGGAGAUCCAGGACGGCGACAUGGAUGAGGAUGACGCUGGCGAGUUCGAGGGUAUGUAAAGCAUGGAAUUGCAUAUAGAUACGACGACUCGGCUAUGUAAGAUCAAGAUGAGCGUGGCCAAAGGAAAGACGUGAAGCGUUUGAUGAGCAGCAUGGCGUCCGCCGGUUGGUGCAUAGAACAUCUUUCAGCAGAAUAAUGACAACUUUUCCAAACUCAACACAAUCUAUCGAUCUCAUCUAUUAUGUUUCUGCAUCUUCUGAUUCCCAGAGCUACUGUGUUCCAGUCGUCUCUUUUCGUCUCGUUGUUCCAGUGAUGAGCCCGGACCACUGCGGCUAAACAUCCAACCACCAGCUACCAUUCUGCUCAUCACUUCCCAGCCACCUCGACAACCUGUUGCACACCGCAUUGUAGUCUUUGCUUGGUGUGUUGGCGCCCUGCUUUGUGGUGACUGACGUAGGC
Aureobasidium pullulans EXF-150 is the source of this 1934-nucleotide messenger RNA. RefSeq lists its product as uncharacterized. Bases 38 to 1534 code for a protein of 498 amino acids. Gene Ontology annotation, molecular function: enzyme regulator activity. The record is from RefSeq and is a predicted model, not a curated record. The transcript has 3 exons. Gene Ontology annotation, biological process: regulation of protein catabolic process; ubiquitin-dependent protein catabolic process. Gene Ontology annotation, cellular component: proteasome regulatory particle, lid subcomplex; proteasome complex. Lineage: Eukaryota; Fungi; Ascomycota; Dothideomycetes; Dothideales; Saccotheciaceae.